AUGGUACUACAGUAUGAUGAGAGCGUUCGCAACCUGCUGUAUCGGAGAUCAUGCCAAUACACGCAGGGUGAGCGCUCUGGAGGCCACGUCGAGGAGGCCGCCGACCUCGUCGAGAAGGUGAAGAACUUCACCAAGCGUUAUCCGAAUAGUCGGACAGCUUAUGCUUGCAGAGCUGAGGGGGGAUGCACUCCCGACGCUAUCGCUGAAGCCAUCCGCUCGACAUGUCGGCAGGCGAGACGCGACCUGUUUGAAGACUCUCUGAGCGAAUGGAGCUCAGAGUCGAGAGCAUGGUUUAUUCAACAGAUGGAGGAGGCCAAGAAGCAGAAUGUCGAGACAUACAUCGGCACCGAAGGCACCGAGGGGACCUCCUUCAUCUCCAUGACUCUCCUAGGGAUUUCCUCGAUGUAUGUUCGAUGUAUGUUCGAAGGCAGGACAGAAUACGCCAUCGAAGGGAGAGUCUUUCGAGCCACAGAGGUGAGCAUUGCACAUGACCGGUCGUUCAAGCUUCGAGCCAAGCGAGGACCUUGGGGCAAGGGAGGGAGCCUUGCCGAGCUAUCACAGCUCUUAGCUCUUGGAGGAAUGUCGACGGCUGAGAUCGCUCAGAUCUAUCGAUUUCAGCUGCUCUCGCAAUCUCUUGCAGCCGCAGAGGUACAACCACUUGCGGGCAUGCUCGUGCAGGGUCCUGGGCAGAGAGGUCGCAAGGGGCCGAGCCCGAAGACGUAUGUUGCUGUUGGGGCAAGUACCGGAGCUCUCCAGCAGAGAGAGCUAGAGUGGGUGCUCAGCUCGCCUUCGACGGCAAGCUGCGAGCAGACCUUGGCCUCGUUCAGAGAGAGCGAGGCGAUGGAGGGGGUGCAUCUCACUCUCAUCAGCGACGACGUCAAGCUCAGAGAGACGUUUGCAGUCGAGCUCACAGCCGACACCUUCGUGCCGAGGGGAAAGAUUGCCAAGCAAAGGAGGGCACUUCGCGAGAGAGAUCAUGCGGGGCGCAGCAGCUUCAGAGUACAGAUCAAGUCGAGGUCAAGCAUGAGCACAGGCCGCUUCUCGAGGAAGGAGAUGGAAGCGCUGUGCGGAGGAGGUAACACAUCGAUCACGAGAGUCAAGCGAGCCAUGUUGGAGUUAGCAAGAAGAAUGAACCUCAAGCUUGUCAGCGUCGAGGUCGAGGAGGAUCGUGACACGCUCAGCUGGGAUGGGAGCCUGAUAGCUCUCUCCCUGGCGACCAAGGCAGAGGCUCGACGCUUGAUGGAAGACAUGCCCUUCUACUUGGAAGGGAUCCUGGAAGUCAAGCUGGAGGCGGUGGGGUUCAAACCCACUGUCAGCUCUCAGGAGGAAGAGGAGUGCGAGGAGCAAGCCCAAGAGCCCCAAGCCGCCGGGCAGCAGCAAGGCGCUGGAUGGCUGGAGCUCAGCGACAUCGACAGGAUCACCAUGGAAGCAGCGUCACCGUCAGGGCCAGUCGACCAACAGGCCAAGGCCGGCGGAGGAAACUCCACUGGCUGA
Messenger RNA from Guillardia theta CCMP2712, 1494 nucleotides. RefSeq lists its product as hypothetical. Bases 1 to 1494 code for a protein of 497 amino acids. The transcript has 2 exons. The record is from RefSeq and is a predicted model, not a curated record. Lineage: Eukaryota; Cryptophyceae; Pyrenomonadales; Geminigeraceae.